GAAUCUGGGGCAAGUAACAGGAGCUCACGAACCAUUGAAUGCUGACCUUUCUGAUCAACAAGUUCAGCUUAGCAAAUAAUAGAUCUUAUUAAUUAGGGGUUUUUUUUUUUAAAGAGAAGAGAAAGAGAAGUUUAUUUUUUUCUCUCUGCUAAUUACAUCACUGCACAGCUGAUAAAUGUAUCAUCUGAUAAAUGUAUCAUCUGCCUAAGAAUUAUCAAUAUGAUAUGCACCACUUUGAUAAUCAAAUGUAUCCCAUAUGGCAUUUUGAAUCCCAUGGGACUUACAAAAGUAAGUUUACACACAAUUCUAUGCUAACCUUUUCCACAAUUUAAAAUAGUAUUCAGUGCCAGCCCACGGGUUAAUUAGAAUAUAAGAAUUAUUUUGGCCCAGAAUGCUGGGGUGUGUUUUGACUGCAAUUAAAUUUGUAAUGGCUAUCAAAGGAUUUGUUACGUCAUUGUGUUGUUGGUUCAAACUGCUUCUGUGUUCCAAUAUUGAAACUUGCCCCUUGGGUCUUUAGGGGUUUUUUAUUGUUGUCACAAGAAUUGGCCACUACAAAGCAGAAGUUGCAAUAUAUCAUGCCCAUUAUACCCAAAUGAAUUAUCUAAAAAUAGUCCUACACCAAUCUAAUUUGAUGUACUGGGUUUUCCUUAGAUUAUUUUUUAAUAAAUUCAUUUAAAAAUGCUUGCCUUGUAUUUUAAAAUUUGGGAUUGCCUUUUGUUAAAUCCUAAAAUGCCAACGUGUGGUUUCUUUUUUCCCCUUGCCAAAAACAUACCAGUGUUCAAAUAUCCAUGUGAAAAGUUAAGAAAAAUACGGUGGGAUUUCUUUGACCUUAAUUCUACCACGUGUAUUUCGAAAAAGGCACCGAUAGGGCGGGGGCGGGAAGAGAGAGAGAAACGCGGAACGUCCUUGUCUUUGGAAAGAGUGGAGCGGCACUGCAGAUUGGCUCCAAUCGAGGUAACGACCAUUAAAUGUGGCUCGGCGGAGGGAGGCGGAGGUGGGAAAAGGGGUCUUCCCCGGAUUUGAAUUGAAGAAACAGAAGCCGAGAGGGGCAUCUAAUGGGCCACAGCAAGCCAUGACCCCAUCGCGCCAGGCGAGGCUUGAAUAACUGCAAUGCUCCCCGCCGCUUCUCUCUGCAGGAGCUGCCGCUGGCUGGCUGGGGUGAGCAAGCUUGCUUCUCUUCGCCUCCUGUCCUUCCUGUAAUGAAUGAUGCAGGAGAAAAAAGAGGCGGCGGUGGAAGAAGAGGAAGAGGAGGAGGAAGAAGAAGAGGGGGAGGCGGCUGCCACCGCCGCGGCUGCUCAUCUGAGGCACAAAUCGUCUGCAGCUCUUCCAGUAGGAGGAAAAGCAGCUUUGCCGCUAUGAGCUUACAUCACAAUCCUAGCUCUGGCUGCUGCCGCUUGUCUGGGCAGCAAGCAGGCGGGCAGCAUCUCAACGAGGCCGGAGGGGACGACCAGCGGCGACAUCAUCACCACCGGCAGCAGCAGCCCGAGACGAAGCGGAGGACGAUGCCCGCGGGCGGGGGCGGCGAAGGCCAGGCGUCCCCUAGGGUUGCCCCGCCGCAGCCGCCCCCACAUCCCGGCCGGCCUCUGCUCUCCGCUUCCCUGCCCUCGGCCCGGCCCUCCGUUGGGACGCUGCGUUGGGACGAGGUGCCCGACGACUUCGUGGAAUGCUUCAUCCUGUCGGGCUACCGGCGGCUGCACUGCUCGGCGCAGGAGUGCCUGGCCUCGGUGCUGCAGCCCACCAACGAGACGCUCAACUUCUGGACUCACUUCAUCCCUCUGCUGCUUUUCGUCGGGAAAUUCUGCCGUCUGCUGGUGUUGCGCGGGGCCGGCGACCUGCCUUUCCAUCACCCUGCGCUACUGCCGCUGUGGUGCUACGCCUCGGGCGUCCUGCUCACCUUUGCCAUGAGCUGCACGGCCCAUGUGUUCAGCUGCCUCUCGCUACGCCUGCGUGCCGCUUUCUUCUACCUGGACUACGCCUCUAUCAGCUACUACGGUUUCGCCAGCACGGUAGCCUAUUACUACUAUCUGCUGCCCAAGCUGAGCUUGCUGGAGCCGCGCAUGCUCAGUCGCUACCUGCAGCAGCGCCUGGGCUGGCACGUGGACUGCAGCGCGCCCAUCGCCACCUACAGCGCGCUGGUGCUGCCGGUCGCCUUCGUGCUGGCCGUGGCCUGCACCGUGGCCUGCUGCAAGAGCCGCUCCGACUGGUGCGCCUACCCCUUCGUCAUCCGCACCUUCGUCUUCGUCAUGCCGCUCAGCAUGGCCUGCCCCAUCAUGCUGGAAAGCCUCCUCUUCGACCUGCAGGACCACAGCCCCACCCUCUUCCUGCACUUCUACCGCCGCUACUUCUGGCUGCUGGUGGCUGCUUUCUUCAACCUCAGCAAGAUCCCCGAGCGGAUCCAGCCGGGUCUCUUCGACAUCAUCGGCCACAGCCACCAGCUUUUCCACAUCUUCACGUUCCUCAGCAUCUACGACCAGAUGUUCUAUGUAGAGGAGGGCCUGCGGCACUUCCUUCAAAGCCCGCCGCCCACCUCGCCUACGUUUACGGGCACCAUCGGCUACAUGCUGGGCUUGAUACUGUGCCUUGCCCUGGUCAUCCGGAGUUUUUUAAAUGGCCCAGAAGUCUGCAAACAAGAAUGAGAUGGAUUGCUGAAUUUUGUCCUGAUGGAAAAAAAAACAAG
This is a messenger RNA of Thamnophis sirtalis, 2677 nucleotides long. It is a transcript of the gene PAQR9, whose product is annotated as progestin and adipoQ receptor family member 9. Gene Ontology annotation, cellular component: membrane. The record is from RefSeq and is a predicted model, not a curated record. NCBI's taxonomy places the organism in Eukaryota, Metazoa, Chordata, Lepidosauria, Squamata, Natricidae. Gene Ontology annotation, molecular function: signaling receptor activity.